Molecule: messenger RNA, 978 nt
Organism: Erpetoichthys calabaricus (reedfish)
Lineage: Eukaryota; Metazoa; Chordata; Cladistia; Polypteriformes; Polypteridae
Exons: 6
Coding region: 160-978 (272 amino acids)
Source: RefSeq, a predicted model, not a curated record
UCUGAACAAAUUCCAGUUGUGAAAGUCCCAAAAGCUUGUGGGUACACACUGAUUAAAGCUCUUGGCCAUGUGACUUUUUCCAUACCCUACAAAGGCUGUCAUGUUAGUCUUCAGGGUGGCCAUUAUGUUCUGGAAGUCCUCUACAAUCCUGCUGGUGGGAUGUGGAGGUCUUUAACAAUGCGUUGUCCUACUCAAGAUCUUCCCGUAACGAUCACUGCUGUUCCAGCUUCUCUGCCUAAAGUGGUUUGUGGAUCCUCCGGUAUGACGGUCCUAUUGCCUAAUGGUUAUACAGAAGAUGUUAAAGUUCUUGAUAAAAACCUGCAGAAAGUGUCUGCCAUUGCUUCUCCUGGACACUGUGGCUAUGCUGUGCAGAAGGGUCCCAACUAUGUCUCCUUUAGUGCACUCUACACUGCCUGUGAUGUGUCCAUUGUGCACCACCAUUACGUACUGACUGUUUACUAUAAGACUGCUAGAGGAGCCUCCAUGGUAGUGGAUAUGAAAUGUCCCCUUCUCUUUACACCAAGCACACCUGUCACUGUAAAGCCUGGGACUCCUCCAGCAAUGUGCUACAAGUCUGCAAUGAGUGCAAGGCUGCCUACUGUCUCUGUGCAACUUGUGAAGAUCCUAGACAAAGUAGGUAAAGAAGUAACGGUGGUCAGCCUGGCAAGUAAAUGUGGGUAUCAUCUAGUCAAAGAGGAGAGGGAUAUCUAUUUCAGCGUUCCUUAUACAGCCUGUGAUGUCAAGAUAUUGGAUCACCAUUAUGUGUUAACCGUGAUCUACACCUCCUUUGCUGGGCACAGAACAGUGAUCCACUUGAGGUGUCCUGUUCCUGCACCCUCUCCAAUUGAAGCUGGAGUGUCUUGUUUGGAGGACUACAUGUCCAUCGAGCUGCCAUUGGGUCCUCUUAAUGAAGUUAAAGUAGUUGGCAAGUAUCCAUGUGAAGGGGAUGGUUCUAAAUGUUGUAUGAAUUCAUACUGA